ACAUUCCCCAAAAUAUAUCAUCCCAUUUAACGCUUUUUGAAAAAUAGAGUUCUUUGUUUCUUGUAUUGAAAAUAGAGCAGUAGAUAAUAUGGAGCAAAAGAUGAAUAGUCCCAUGGUUGAAUCACCAAAGAAAAGACCAUUUCAUGAAGAGUAUGAUGAUGAUGAUAAUAUAGAUGGUUCUUUCUUCUCUUCCUCAUCUGAUUCUGAUCUUUCAAAUGAUAAUUCAUCUUUAGAGUUAUCAGAAUCUGAUUCAUUUGAAGAUGUCACAUCUCCAACUUCAUCUUCUUCACUAAAUGAUAUGUCUUCUCUGUUUCAACAACUUCCAAUCAAAAGGGGACUUUCAAAAUUCUACCAAGGAAAGUCACAAUCUUUUACAUCGUUAAAGAAUGUUCAGAGUUUAGAGGAUCUUGUGAAGCCAGAGAGUCCUUAUAACAAGAAGUUAAAGUCAUGUAAAAGCUAUGGAGGGUUUUAUGAGAAUCAAGAUUCUAUGUGUAUUUUUAAAUCAACUAGUGCUAUGUCAAAUAAGGGGGUGUAUUCAGCAAAUUCAAGGGGUUCAUGUUCUUCAUUGAAUGCAAGAAGGGGUAGUGGAGGUAAUUUUAUGGGUAGUAAGCCACCAGUUCAUCCUCAUGGAUCAUCUGCUAGCAAUAACAAUAUCUCUAAUCAAACUGCUUUGUUGGCUUGAUGGGGAUUAUGUGAUGUUUUUUGUUUAAUCUUUUUGGGUUUUGGAGUUGUGAUUUUCGGAAGUUAUGUAGUGUAAGAUUAAUGUUUAGUUGAUUUUGAUGAAAUGAAAACAACUAUUCAAUUUA
Vicia villosa (hairy vetch) is the source of this 806-nucleotide messenger RNA. Its product is annotated as protein OXIDATIVE STRESS 3-like. NCBI's taxonomy places the organism in Eukaryota, Viridiplantae, Streptophyta, Magnoliopsida, Fabales, Fabaceae. The transcript has 2 exons. The coding region runs from base 89 to 682 and encodes 197 amino acids. The record is from RefSeq and is a predicted model, not a curated record.